This is a messenger RNA of Asparagus officinalis (garden asparagus), 1197 nucleotides long. Its product is annotated as protein ABHD11. Lineage: Eukaryota; Viridiplantae; Streptophyta; Magnoliopsida; Asparagales; Asparagaceae. The record is from RefSeq and is a predicted model, not a curated record. The coding region runs from base 56 to 1051 and encodes 331 amino acids. The transcript is spliced from 5 exons.
AAAACUAAUCGUCGUUUUUAGACUAGCGCGCACGAAAGCAAAAAUCUCGAAACUAAUGGCGAGGGCCCUUUCGAACUCCUCCUUUCGGUCUCGCCUCUUCUCCUCGGCUCCGUUCUCGUUGAAUCUCCUUAACGGAUCUCAAUCGAGGAGCUUUGAAACCCUAGCCUACGAGGAGAUCCCAUCGCCCGAAAAGCCUUUCAAUUCCACGGCCUUCGUUCUUCACGGGCUGCUCGGAUCCGGGAGAAACUGGAGGUCUUUUGCUCGCAGCCUCGAGUCUGAGCUCAAGAAAUUCAAUUCUCCAGAUGAGUGGAGGAUGGUUCUUGUUGAUCUGAGGAAUCAUGGAAAUUCAGCUGGAAUAAAAGGGCUGGAUCCUCCUAGUGACAUGGUGAAUGCAGCUAGAGAUCUAGCUAAUCUGGUAAAGUCUCAAGGAUGGCAGUGGCCAGAUGUCGUCAUUGGUCAUUCCAUGGGGGGAAAGGUCGCCUUGGAUUAUGCUGCAAGCUGUGCUCGUGGUGACUACGGGGAAUCUGCUGUGCUUCCCAAACAGCUUUGGGUGUUGGACUCUGUUCCUGGAGAAGUGAACUCUGAUGAUAGUGAUGGAGAAGUGGAGAAAGUUUUGCGAACCCUUAACAGUUUGCCUUCAUCACUUCCAUCUAGGAAGUGGGUUGUUGACCACAUGCUUGAGCUCGGGUUUUCCAAGUCCCUUUCUGAGUGGAUAGGCAGCAACUUAAAGAAGGAAGGCGACAGAGUAACCUGGGCUUUUGACCUCCAAGCUGCCAUUGAGAUGUUCAAUUCCUACAGGGACACGAGCUAUUGGUCUCUAUUGGAGCACCCGCCCAAAGGAUUGGAGAUUGUCAUCGUUCGAGCUGAGAAUAGCGAUAGAUGGCAUCCACACGUACUCGAGAAGCUGGAGCAAGUCUCCCAGAAAAGGGGGAGUGCCGAAGAGGGGAAGGUUUCUCUUCAUGUUCUCCCGAAAGCUGGUCACUGGGUGCAUGUAGAUAAUCCGAAGGGGCUUCUUGAGAUAAUGGCACCCAACUUUGUGAAGAAGGCUUGAGAUCACGUGUUUUUUUUUGGGUCUGUGUUGUCGUUAAUAAUAAUUUUGCUUCUCAAAACUAAAUCCCGAAAGCAGUUGUAUUGAAUUUUGUUUAUUCACAAUUGAUGUAUCCGUUGGUAUUUACAAACGCGCGUCUAAUUUGUGUU